AGCGUUUCUCUCGUGGCGCUUCUGCAGGAAGCACCACCCGAUCCGAGUCUGUCUCCGCUCCUGUUGCCGUGGAUACCGAGACAUGCUAUUCUGCCACCCGCAGCCUGAGUCCUACCAGCAGCUGCUGCAGCUUCAGCAGCAGCAGCUGCAGCACUCCACCAGCUACAUCAGGGACGCCCUGGCGCCCUUCCUGAAGACCGAGGAGGCGCGGCUCCGGGCGGACAGCGGCGCCCGGCGCCCGCCCUUCCACUACGUCCUGUGCGCCGCCACGUCUCCGGCCGUCAAGCAGCAGGAGGAGACGCUGACCUACCUGAACCAAGGUCAGUCCUACGAAAUCCGUAUGCUUAACAGAAAGCUAGUGGAGUAUUCAGAUAUAAGCAGCAGAUAUGUGAAGAGCAUCGUGCGCAUCGUGUUUCACGACCGCCGGCUGCAGUACAUGGAGCACCAGCAUCUGGAGGGAUGGAGGUGGAACCGCCCCGGAGACCGGAUCCUGGAUAUAGAUGUUCCCCUCUCCGUGGGGAUCCUGGACCCGCGUUCAGACCCUCUGCACCUCAACACCAUCGAGUUCCUCUGGGAUCCCUUGAAGAACGCUUCUGUCUUCAUCCAGGUCCACUGCAUCAGCACCGAGUUCACCCCCAGGAAGCACGGCGGGGAGAAGGGCGUGCCGUUCUGCAUCCAGGUGGACUCCUUCACCUCCAACGACCAGGGGGAAUACGUGGAACACGUUCAUUCGUCCAACUGCCAGGUCAAGGUCUUCAAGCCCAAAGGAGCAGAUCGCAAGCUGAAGACAGACAGAGAGAAGAUGGAGAAGAAGACGCCUCAGGACCGGGACAAGUACCAGCUGUCCCAUGAGACCACCCUGCUGAAGGAGUGCUCCCAGUGGCCUGAAAGCCUGAACCUGAGCAGCAGCAGCACUCCGUCACCCGUCUGCCUCAGCUCGCCCUGCGGCUUCACGGACGGCAACUGUUCUCCGAAGCAGCAGGCGGAGGUGUUCAUGCCUGGCGGCUCGGAUCAUCUUCUGCCGUCGUCGCCGCCGCAGGACGCUCAGCGGUGGCUGCAGCGCCACAGGUUCUCGCCUUUCUCUAGGCUCUUCUCCAGCUUCUCAGGAGCCGACCUGCUGAGGAUGAGCAGAGCGGAUCUGAUCCAGAUCUGUGGUCCGGCUGACGGCAUCCGGCUCUUCAACACCAUGAAGGGAAGGAGUGUCCAGCCCAGCCUCACCCUCUACGUGUGUCAGCAGCAGCAGAGUGGCGGCCCGGCGGCCAUGACGCCCGGCGGCUCCGACGGUGAGCAUUUGUUCCUAAAAGAUAUGUUUAUAGAAGACCUGUUGGAGAAGAUCGCUGGGCUUUACAGCAUCGCUCCACAACAGAUCACACACAUCUACCGCCAGAAGACCACAGGGAUCCACGUCCUGGUAUCUGACCAGAUGGUGCAGAACUUGGGAGAAGAAGCCAGUUUUCUCAUCAGCACCAUCAGAGAUGAAACUUCUGACGGCUACCAUGUCGUGAUGAAAUGAGCAGCAGGGGGCGCCGUCAGCGCGGCUGUACAGACUUUACGUCAGUAAUUCAGUGGAACUUCAGAUCCAUCUUGAUUUUGGAUGUUUUCUGUAAAUCAUUGUGCCUGGACCAGCAGAGAAGGACUCCCAAUCAGAACCGGUUUUCAUCACUGGCAGAACAGAAACACGGACGACCAAACCUUUCCACCUCUGGGUUUUAUUGACGGGUCAGAACAGAACAGGCUUGUUUUCAGGCAGCAGAGGGAACCAGUUUAAACUGGGAACAGCUAGUUUUAAUUAGCAUUUUGCUCUAAAUCAUAUAAUUUAUGGCUGUAUGUUGCAUGUUUAGAAGAAUAAUGUGGAUUUUAUUUUGCUGCAUAAGAACUGAUGUGAUGAGAACGGCUCCUAAAGCUAAGCUAAAGCUAAGCUAAGCUAAAGCAGAUGCACUUCUGCCUGAAAAUGCAAAUGGUAGAAUAAAAACUUUUGAUAUGUUGGAAAGAUGUGAAAUAAUACUGCAAAUAUUAAAAUGUUUUCUCUGUAGCCAA
Molecule: messenger RNA, 2037 nt
Organism: Poecilia latipinna (sailfin molly)
Lineage: Eukaryota; Metazoa; Chordata; Actinopteri; Cyprinodontiformes; Poeciliidae
Gene: tfcp2l1
Product: transcription factor CP2-like 1
Exons: 16
Coding region: 83-1513 (476 amino acids)
Biological process (GO): regulation of transcription by RNA polymerase II
Cellular component (GO): nucleus
Molecular function (GO): RNA polymerase II cis-regulatory region sequence-specific DNA binding; DNA-binding transcription activator activity, RNA polymerase II-specific
Source: RefSeq, a predicted model, not a curated record